This is a messenger RNA of Hippocampus zosterae (dwarf seahorse), 6383 nucleotides long. RefSeq names its product protein Daple-like. The coding region runs from base 712 to 5505 and encodes 1597 amino acids. Gene Ontology annotation, molecular function: protein binding. NCBI's taxonomy places the organism in Eukaryota, Metazoa, Chordata, Actinopteri, Syngnathiformes, Syngnathidae. The transcript is spliced from 16 exons. The record is from RefSeq and is a predicted model, not a curated record.
AAAUGCACUUUUUGCAGAAGAAAGCACCUGCGAACGUGUGAAACAAAUAACGAUAUACACAAGAGGAAAGAUUUAUUUACAAGCGACCAUUAAAUGACUGCUGUGCUGAUAUUUGGACCUGGAAUAGAAGCACACAACUUGGAUUUAUGGAGAAACACAAUGGAUCACAAGUGCUACGGAGGGGAAAAGAGCCACGGGAGGAGAAGAUUAAAGUGCAGAGAGGGAGGGGGCGGCAAGUUAAGGAUUCUGGCAAAGUAUCGCCUCUCUGGUGUUUCUAAGGAAACGACAGUGCAGCACAUGUUUACAAAUCCGGUCAGAUGAACUUACCGGCUUGUAUCUGCGUGGAGAAGAGGAAAAUUACAGUCAGUACAACACAGAAUACAAGAGGGAAAGUCACCGGGGGAACACAAGCAAACCAAAAGAUGGUCACAUGACCCUGUGAGAGCUUGGGAGAAGUGAAAACAGUCCUGUUACCAUGGAUAUUGCUGGACGCAACUCGAGCCUGUACAUUGUUGAGUGUGUGAGAGAGUUGGGGUGUCUGAGGGGACUCCCAAGUUUAACCAUUCAGUCAAACAGAAACUAGAGUAACAGAUCAGAGAGUAACAGAGUGCAGGGAGGAGCCUGCAGCAAGAGUCGCUUGUCUGUAACUCCCGACCCUCCCAGAGGCUUGAUCAGAGAAGACCCUGUACGCAGAGAUAGGAGGUUAGGACCAUGACUUGUGACAAAGUGCAAUGUGUAUGGCGAGAGCGACUGCAGCGUUGUCAGAGGCGGCUGAAGGACAAAGAGGAUGAGAUGGGUCGCCAGUGCCAAUACUUUGACCAAUUAAAAGGCCAGCUCCACCACAAGCUCUGCCUAGCGAGGGACAGAGAGGAGACCCUGCAGAAGCGCAUCUACACUUUAGAAAAGCAGCUACUGGACGUGACCGUGAGUGCGGCCACUGAUGUCGCAGCGUUGAGCGCGGUCCGAAUUGUGCCCCGCUUGACUGAAACACACUGGCAGGAGCCAGGUGCUAGAGAAGAGUGUGAAGGUGAAGAAGAGAAAAAUGAAGGCAGAAGGAGGCAAUGGCAGCCAAAUGAUGGAGGAGAGCGAGAUGGAAAGAAGGAGGGGGACAUCGGAACAGCUGAAAAUGAAAAGCGGACAGACACCAAACUGAAUUCAAAUGAGGUCAGGUUGCAAGGUUUUAUCGUGACCCUGCAGGAGGAUCUCGGGGUGCUGCUGGAGAGAGAGGAACGUGGGCUUGCAGAGCAUAGGAAGUUGAUAGAGCAGCUGCAGGAGGCCCAGGAGAGCAGCCUUUUCCUCUGCUGCAAGGUGGAAGAGAUGAAGGUGGAGCUCCAAAAGCUGAACUUAUCUGAAAGUGCCCUGAUGAAGGAGGUGGAAGAGCUAAGAGUGGAAAACGACAAACUCAAACGUGACCUUAAGGAUUCAACGAAACAAACUCCCAGUCAGUCGUCUGCAAUCUCUGCUGAUGUUUGCUCUGCUGCCUCUGACACGAAUACAGUUGUACAUUGUCCAGAAGGAAGCUCUAAAAUGGUAUUGGGUUUGCACAAUGCAGUUUCAGCUGUCCACCACCAGGCUGCAGCAGCGACCUCCAACAGUGCCACCCAAGCUCCCACGAUUACUGCCAAACAUGAGCCUCCGUAUGCAUCUAAAAAUGACUCCCGAAGCGUUUUUUCUCACCUCAGUCGCCAAACCCUCAACUUGGCUUCAGAGACAAAAGAGGAAUGGGGCGGCGAGGGGGGCUUCAAUGUGGAGGACACACACAGUGAAGAAUCUGAAGCCUUGAGGGUGGCAUACAGGAGCUUAGGUUUAGGUGAAGACCUCGAGGGUCUCAGAGAGCAAUGUGAACACCUGGAGGCCGCUCUUCAGCAAUCAAAGCAGCAGCUGCAGGUCAUGGUUCAGGAGAACGCGCAACUGAAACGACAACUCAGGAACCAAAGAGAGGAGAAGCAGUUUGCCGCAAGUUUAACCAGUCAUGAAGCUGAUGCUAUCCUGUCAUCUCCUGUCCAAGAAGAUGUCACCGACCGCGAUGGCCUUCUCCACGCUCUCAAUCAGGAGAACCGAGUCUUGGCUAUCCGUAUCGAGGAGCUGCUGACUCACAUUGGGCUCAAUGAGGAAGAAAUGAAGAGCGAGCGAUCUCAGCUGAGGGCAACUAUUUUGUAUCUGGAGGAAGACAAAGCCAAGCUGGAGCAGGUGAAACAAGAGCACGGUUGUCUCAUCACAGAACUCACCAGAAAGACUGAGGAUGAUCUCAAUACAAUCAUGGACCUGCGGCAGAAGUUAGAAGAGCAUCGUAAUAAACAAAAAAACAUCGGAAGGUGUCGAGAAAACCACCCAGAAGAAUGUUUGACAGAGAGCGUGGGAAUAGAGAAAGGUGGACUACAAUCGAUGUCAUGUCAACCACCAGAGAACGAGAAUACAUUUGUAAAGCCUAUUUACAAGCCACAAAGUUGUCUCCCGGUGAAGUCAGGUCGUGAUCAAGUGGAGCAGCUCACCACAUCCAUGCAGAGUCUGAAAGUUGAGCAAACACAAUUGUAUGGCCAUGUGGUGACUCUCAGAAAGGAACAGAGGGACGUAUCUCUGUCAGUCCAAACGCAAACUGAGGAGAAACAGCAUUUAACUCGGACAAUUUGGGCACUCAAAGAGGAAAAAGAUGGGAUCGCUCGAGCUCUGGAUGGUCUCAAGCAGGAGAGGGACCAAAUAAUCCGGGUCGUCAGUGGACUGAAGGAUGUGCAAGUUCGUCUUUCAAAGUCGGUGAGUGGUCUGAAAGAAAAGAAACUGAAGCUCAAUGAGUCUUUUCCGGUCCUUGAAGGAGAAAAAGAGAAAUUGUUAGAGUCGCUGUCAAGUGGAAAAGAGGACAUUGAACAAACGGCUCAGACAGUGCAACGUGUGGAGCGAGAGAAGGAACAAUUAAGUCAGAGAGUCCUGGCUUUGAAACUGGAAUCAGACAAACUUACAGAAUCUCUCCAAGAGUCAACACAUAAGAGUCAAGCAUGCCGCCAUUUACAAGGAGACGACGAGGGGCUGCUUGAGUCAAUGAAUAGUUUGAAGGAUGAAAAAGAAAGAACUGAACAUUCAGUCAGAUGUUUGAAACAGGAAGACGCACAGAUAAUGAAAUUACUUCAGUCUCAAAGAGAACAAAUGAGCGGCCAACAAACUGGUCCUCACAGCCACACGCAAUACAACACAUCAAACUGGAAGAAGACUAAAGACGAAAACAAACUAAAUGGAACAAACUUCGCCGACAGCACUAUGCAGGAACCAAGUGAGCUGGUGGGAGAGAUCGAAGUUGUCAGAGGAGAACUGAAGCAGUCCCAAGAAGUCGAACAAAGGCACGCAGAGAUUACAGAUUGGCAGACCACAGAGCUACGCAUGCAGUUGAGUCAGUCAGAAGUCAGAAGGCAAAAUGCAGAGAGGAAAGCAUCCCUAGCAGGUGAUGAGGUGAAGAGACUGACCGAGUUCAUCAAUCAGACAGACAACAUCCGUCAGGAAAAUGGACACCUAACCACGCAGGUGGAAGAGUUACAAAGCAAAGUGUCCGCCCUGGUCAAGGAAAAGGCCGCAAUUACGUUACUGAAGUCAGAAAUUGAGGACCAACACAAGAUCCUCGCGGCUCAGCUCAAAGCCAAGACGGUAGCUCUGGAGGAGCUGAACUUGGAGUAUAUUGCUCUAAAAAAAGGGCGGGACAACAAAGAUGACAUGAGCGCGCUCGUGUCCCUCCGCACACGGUACGAUGAAGUCCGAGCCAAGUAUGAUGCUCUCCAGAAAACAAAGAGCCAGACCCAUGUGGAUUUGGUUCCUUUAAAGGCAAAGCUUUCUUGCCUGGUGCUGAAAUGUCAAGAGAGAAACGGCUUCUUGGCACAGGUGAUGAAAGACUUGCACAGGCACAGUGUUGUGGAUUCCAGACUGAGACAGCGCGCAGAUGAGCUGCUCAGAGACACGGUACUGAUCGACUACGCUGCUGCAUUCGCACCAGGAAGCUUUGCAAAAGGUCAAGACCUUGGGCUCACUCCAGGAUUUCUUUCCAAAUUCCACAACUACACAAGUGGACACACACAGAAUGAUUCCUACAACGACUGCAGAGACCAGGAAGGAACAAAACACCCUUUUUUGGAAGAGUCGAGAACAAAUGUCCCCGAUUUCUGUUGUGAUAUCUGGUGUGUGCCAGCUGUAAAAAGAAGCUGCAAAAAUGCCACCUCAGCUGUGCCAACUGUGGAAAAUCAGGCGCCACCAUCAUCCGAACAUGUGCCCGAAGUUCAGAGUACCGAACGAACCAUUGCAAAAGCGCUUUCUCUCUCUGCUGCCGGACCUGAAAAAAGAGCUUUGGAUAUAAGACCCGAGGCAUGUCUGGGCCCAUCAAACGGGCCUAUUCGGAAUCUUGCACCUCCAUCCUUGAUCGGACAUGCCAGUGUGAGCAAGAAACUGAGCAGUCCUGAGAAGAUCAUUAACCUCCAAGAGCAGUUACAGCAGACUCUGCUGAGUCGCUGUGAGGUUGUGGUGGGCAGAGGAAGCGGAAGGCACUCCAGAAGAAUGUCAUUCUCAGCUCCUGCGUCACCGAACCUGUCUUCCCAGAAAAAGUUGCAUGGCCUCGAUGCCGGUGCUCCACCGAGUGGUCCCCUCUCAAGCAUGGCCAAGCACCCUUCAUUGGUGACAUCGCCACCUGUUGUGAAAAAUCAGCCUACAACACCACUUUUUAAUGCAGUCACCGCAAGAUGCGCUAGCAUGUCGUUCGCAUCUCACUUGUCGGCGAACCGUCAUUUUAAAGGCGACGUAUCCAUCACAAGCCCUGCUACUAACUCAAUGAUGAGCACUGCUGCCUCAAGCCAAACCAACUCGACCUCAAGCAGUGACUCCAACGUACCAACGCCCCCAAAACCGAAAAGACUAAUUUCUCCUGACGAGGCUAAUGCUGAGCAUUCCACUUCCUCAGCUUUAAUGACCUCUGAAACUACUGACUCCAGCGUCUUUGUGUGUUCUGACGCAAAUCCAAAAAGCACUGCCUCAGACACAAGUGCCCUGAUUGAAGCGACUGCUCACAAAGCUGAUGUUUUCAGCAGGGCAAUAAAACCUAAUGGUGCUGAUCCUUCUGUGUGCGACGGCCUCAAAUUCACUACAUGCAAGUCGCCUUCUGAGGGAUCAUCAAAUAAGUCCCAUGUUGCUCCAGAGAAGUUGAGAUCUUCAAGAUCCAAGCCAGACGCUCCAGCGGAGGUGCGCUUUGUGGAAGUCAUCAAACAAGUGGGUCAGAGCAGCCUCUUGAUUGGCUGGGAAAGGCCUCCUCUGGAUGAGCUGGGCUGCAGUCAUGGCACCUUUGUGUAUGGUUACAGGGUGUUGGUGAACGGGGACUUCUACAAGUCUGUGAUGAGCUCAGCAUGCACUAAGUGCGUCCUGGAAAAUGUGGAACCGAGUUCGCCGGUUCAGAUCGGCAUCCAAACACUGGGCUCCAAUGGGCUGACUUCAAACAGCGUACACACUGUGUAUCUGCCUCCACCUCGGACAGGUCAUCUCUGAAUCGCACUGACCUGGCUUCUUAUUUCUCGAUAUAAAAAUUUAUUGAUACUCGUGUCUUUUAAUUAAUCUGGUGUCGAACUGUAUACUGACAAUAAUUUGAUGACCUCGAACAGCAUCCGAGCAUCACAAGGGUAAUGGUGUCAUCGCAGUGGACCAGCUCAGGUCAACACACCAAGAUCACAUUAUCUUGACUGUCCAAUGAGCAUUUUGGGGACUUGUUGCGGGACACUGGACCUCAAAGUGAUAACUUGACUGGAAAAAAAAGGUGUAGGAUUCCUGCCACGGUUUGCGUAAACGCAGGUAACUAUCAAUGUCAGCAUUUCUAAUUGAAAGGGCCUUUUUGCGCUGGAAUACCACAAGAUUGGAUCACUUCUUUGCAAAUUCAAGCCACAUGUACACACUGCGCUCAACAAAGACGGACAUGGUGUGUCUUCAUAAUUCACUGAAAAGCUCUGCUGCUGCUGCCUCUGGAUGCUGUGACGCUCAAGAAUUUUUGUUGUUGUUGCUUUUUUUCUCCAAUGAAACCGACACAAACUGCAUCAUGUGCUGACAUGCUUCAACCUGAGUCUCUCGCCUUCAUUUUCCCCCAACAAGCCAAAUAUGAGCAAGGAUAUUGACCUCCAAAGACUAUGUUGCGGUGGACAUGAAACAGAAUCUACUUGAGUUUUUCAGUAUGUCUAAAAGAUUAACCAGAUGUCAUGUUUGCUCUCUACCAUCUUUGUUUCCUAAAAUUAACAUACACUAACAUGUCUUUGCCACUUCUAUACGGGUGUAAAGUAACCAUUGUACGGCAGAUGUAUUUUUCUAUCAACGAUGGAUAUUAUUGUUUAGCCAUUGACACCUUGCAACUGUACAGAGAAUAAAAGUAUGUCACAGAA